Molecule: messenger RNA, 744 nt
Organism: Gossypium raimondii (Peruvian cotton)
Lineage: Eukaryota; Viridiplantae; Streptophyta; Magnoliopsida; Malvales; Malvaceae
Product: auxin-responsive protein SAUR15
Exons: 1
Coding region: 72-449 (125 amino acids)
Biological process (GO): response to auxin
Source: RefSeq, a predicted model, not a curated record
UCCAAGCCCCCCCUAUCUUCCCUAACAUCUCUCAUUCUCUUUCGAGUCUGAAACACAACAGAAGAAGAAAAAUGUUGGGGAAAAAGAUGGGUUCGUUGAAGAAGCUAGCCAAGAAGGUGAAGGGGAUGGGGGGAGGUGGCGGUGAGCAACCACACUAUGAAUGUUUGCUAAGGGAAAAUGAGCAAAUGUCUCCUUCGGCUUCAACCCCAUCUGGGUUUUUCGCUGUUUACGUAGGAGAGGCUGAAGAAAGGUUUGUAGUGCCAACCAGCUUCUUGUCACAUCCACUCUUCAAGAUGUUGCUGGAGAAGUCAUACAAUGAAUAUGGUUUUGAGCAAAGGAAUAAGCUAAUUGUUCCUUGCACUGUUUCUACAUUUCAAGACGUUGUCAAUGCCGUUGAAUGUUGUAAUGGCAAGUUUGAUUUUGGGAAACUAGUUGAGGAGUUACUUUAGGGGGGGGGGGGGAGAAAAGGGUAGAUUCUUAAUUAGUCUCAGGAAUGCAUUCGACGUUCUGUUUGUAUCGAAAACGUUCCAGCUCUGCUGCACAUUUGAUUUUGGUAAUGUUAAUAAGUUUUUGUAGGUAGAUUAGGCCGAAUCAAGUUGAGAAGAAAAUAAGGUGAUUAAUUGCUGGUUUUUCUUCUUCUUGUAAAUAUUCGCUGCAAGAAUUCAGAUUGUGAUGCCAGAAGACAAUUGGUUAGGUUAGCCAUCAGGAUUCAUUUUCUGAUGGGGCAAGAAGAGAAGAAUCUGU